Molecule: messenger RNA, 897 nt
Organism: Monascus purpureus
Lineage: Eukaryota; Fungi; Ascomycota; Eurotiomycetes; Eurotiales; Aspergillaceae
Source: the annotation of a GenBank genome assembly
AUGAGUCCUAUACUGGACGGUGCAAAUGGCCGCGAGUACGGCGACAUGAGGGACUAUAUAGGCCCAACGCUGUUCCAGCCUCACCAGGCCCGCCAUGCUAUUCGCGAUGCCCAUGAAAAAAAGAUAACCCCUAUGAUCGGCUACUAUUCCGGUCUUGCCUCCGUACCUAUUACCCGUUGGUUGGCGCCUAUGGGUUUUGACUUUGUCUGGAUCGACUGGGAACAUUGCGCAAUGAACGUCGAGACCAUGACAACGAUGGUCCAUGAGACGACUUUUCUAAGCAGUGGUCGCACUAUCCCUUUCGUUCGGGUGCCAGGACAUGACGAAUCAUCCAUUGCGUAUGCUCUCGACGCGGGGGCGUCCAUUGUAGUCCCUCAUGUCGACACUGUUGAGCAAGCCAAGCAAGUUCUCAGCGCAACAAAGUUCGGCAAGAGACACAAAGGCAUUCGAUCCGCGCCUCCCUUCCGAUAUGUACCUAAUUUGACCGAUACUGCUCUGGAACCCGAGCGUGGUCUCUGGGAAAGCUUGAACAAUCAGGCAGCACUUAUGAUCCAGAUUGAGACGCUGGAGGGUGUUAAGAACCUUGAUAGCAUCUUGACAGAGGUACCUGACAUUGACAUUGUCUGGUUUGGCACCCUGGAUGCUCGAGUCAGCAUGGGUCUACCAGCUGGCUUGAGUAUCCAAGGCGAUGAGCCUGAGUGGCUGGAUGCUGUCGAGCUGUUCCAUUCAACAGUCACAAAGCACAAUAAACCCUACGCGGGCUUCACCUUCGCAACUGGUGAUGGUCUGCGCAAGGCUACCUCGAAUAUGGCAAUGUGCGUAAUCACGUCCGACACGACCAAGCUGACGGAAAUGAUGGGGGAGCUGACUGCUGCGAGGGAAGCGGUCGCCGCGUAG